AUGUUCAAAAAGGCGCUGGCGCACCAUUCCAACGCGACACCAAUCCGCUCGAGUGCGCGGCGCGCACUCGUUGCCUCCAUCUUUGCUCAAUACCCCGCACUCAACGAAAGCGUGGCGUCUGAAGGCGAAGAUGCACCUGACAAGCUGAGCGAGAAAGACCUCGGGCGCGCUCUGGUGCCAGACGGCGUGCGCUCCUCCAACUUUGAGACGAGCGCCGGCAUCGAGGGAACAAUGUAUCUCUCCCCAGAUGGUGACCCGCUGUGGCUCUCCAUCGGGCGCGGCAGCACGGAGCUGGUGCCAACACUCGAGCUUCUCGCCCGUCUCCCGCCCAACGUUCACCCUUUUCCGGUCCUGCAGCUCCCCAUCCCUCUCCCGCCUCCCCUGCUCGCUGGCGCGGCGCUGUUCCUGCCAGCCGUGCGCCACCUGCACACCCCGUGGCGGCUGCCCCAACUACCAGCUGGGAGCAUCGUCGCCUUCGCGGCGGGCGGGAGCGGUGACGUGUCCUACGUCGGUGUCGGGCGGGUCGUGGCGGCAGACGGACUUGAGGGCGCGCUCACCCGUCUGGUUAAGCACCGGACCGAGGGGGUCGACUGCGACGAGGGCAAGUUUGCCGACAUCAUCUGCAUCGUCGAUGACCGCUUGUGGGAUAUGGGGAGCAAGUCGACGUUGGUGCAGUUUGCACUCCCUUCUCCACGAGAGCCGUUCGCGCGGCCUCCGCAGGCCGAGUCCGCCCAUGCGGACGCAGCUGCGGAGGGCGUCGCUGCUGUGUCUCUCGAUGACAGCGAAGAGCCCACGAUCGAGUCAUCCGAACCUCUCACUCCGGCUGAGGUGUCGACUCUCCUCUCCGCCGCGCUGCUGCAGACCCUCGCGACCCUGCCUGUAGGCACGCUCCCCCUCCCCGCAUCGCAGCUGUACUCGAGCCACAUCCUGCCCAACCGGCCUGCGUACAUCCCGGCGGCGCGCCGCGACGACGUCGUGAUCGGCCGCAGCGAAUGGAAGAAGCUUGCCAAGUGGAUGAAGGAGGUGGCCAAAGACGGUGUCAUCAAGACAAAGGAGACCAAGGGCGAGGUAGUCGUCACAUCUUACGACCCCAAGCACCCAGCGAUUGAUGGUCACGCAGCGUACAAGACGAUCUCGGAGGACGAGGCGAAGGCGGCGCGCCGUGCCGCUCGCGAGGAGGAGGCCGCUGCUCCACCCAAGACGCUCGAUAUUCAGGAGCUCUGGCGGCCGGCCGGCUCGAGCGCUGCGUUCUGGGCCGCGUGCGGCGUCGAGAAGGGCUCUCUGAACCAGCCAUCAAGUAUCAAGCCGCUCUUCGACGCGUACGUCGAGAAGAACGGACUAGAGGACAAGGAACACCGCCGCCUCGUCGCUCUCGACAAGCCGUUAGCCUCAGCCGUCGGGGCCAAGGAAGGCCAAGCACUGGUCCGCGACGAGGCGCUGCGCCGUCUCCGUGCCGGCCUGGGCUGGGUGGUCUCGAUCGCCGGCAAUGUAAAGAAGGGAGCACUUAAUCCCAUCACGAUUCAAGUCAAGACGCGCCAGGGUCGCAAACAGGUCACGCUCGUGGCGGGGCUCGAGGGCUUCGCCAUCGACCCGGACGACUUUGCCGAAGACCUCCGCCGCCGGUGUGCCGGCUCCACCUCCGUGCAGCCGCUGACUGGGGCGAGUCCAAAGCUGAAUCUCAAGGAGGUCAUGGUACAAGGUGCGCAGGGCAAGGCAGUGACAGAGGCGCUGGUGGAGCGCGGCGUGCCGCGCCGCUGGAUCAAGGACGAGGGGAAGAAGAAGUAG
Molecule: messenger RNA, 1785 nt
Organism: Cutaneotrichosporon cavernicola
Lineage: Eukaryota; Fungi; Basidiomycota; Tremellomycetes; Trichosporonales; Trichosporonaceae
Exons: 5
Coding region: 1-1785 (594 amino acids)
Biological process (GO): translational initiation; formation of translation preinitiation complex
Molecular function (GO): translation initiation factor activity
Source: RefSeq, a predicted model, not a curated record